GCGGAGGCGGGCAGGCUGGAGCAUCUGCUGCUAUUGGCGCGGUGGCCUCUGCUUGGACGCAGGAGCCGUAGAUAGAUGCUGAAGGAUAGUAACCAGCAGUGCAAUGUUUGCUUCAGAAAUGGAAGAUCUGGGUGCUUCUGGAACUUCCUUGCUUUUCAAUCAGAGAAUUAAGAGAUAUGUAAAAGACAAGAAAACUUCAAAAGUCAAUAAGUUAAAUACUUCUCUUGCCUCAAAAAUAAAAAACAAAAUAAUAAACAAUUCCUCUAUCGUUAAGAUUUCUUUAAAACACAACAACAGGGCAUUGGCUCAGGCUCUGAGUAUAGAAAAAGAAAAUUCUCGAAAACUUAGAACUGAAAAAAUGUUGUUGCAGAAAGAAGUGGAGAAAUUGAGUUUUCGAAAUGCUUUUCUUCGUCAAAAGCUAAAUCGUCUGCAUAAAACUCUUAUAGAAACAGAAGCCUUCAUCAGCAGUAACUUGAUAUCUGCAAUUGAAAUGACAAGCCAACCUGAAGAUUUUCAAAGUCCCUCUCUCUUGCUGACCAGCCAGAAGAAGAAAGGUAUUGGCAAUCAGCAAGAUUUAUUACACCAUUCAUUUGGGAGAGAAAUUCCUCACAUCAGACCUACCCAUUUGGCUAUGAGAGUUCUGCUUACAUCAGCAGAUGAUGAUGACGAUGGUGAUGAUAAAGAGACAUUUCAUGACAACAGUUUCACAACCAAGAAAGUACCUGAUUCUCUCACUCCAGUAGCAUCCAAAGUAUCUUUAUCUAAUGAGUUCCAUUUGGAAUUAUUGCAAAGUUCUGAGAAAAAUGAUCAGGAGAUAAAUGCCCAAGAUAAUCCAGGGAGAAAUUUUUCUACGACCAAUGUGCUUUCCACAGAACAUCAGUCCCAUCCAGAAGAAAGUUCCAAAUGUGAAAGUUCCUCAGGUGAACUAAAUAAUGUUCAAUAUGCUGGGCAAGAGAAAAAGAAAAGAUCUCGUAGUAGUAGUCAAUCUGGAAAUGUGACUGAAAGAAAAAAGCGUCUUCCUUUUUGGGAAUCUAAUAAUUUUUCUGCAGCAAUUCCCCUUGCAGUGGAUUUGGAACAAAAAGUAGUUUCAAAUGACAUGUUAAAUCAGAGCAACAAGAUAAAUAACUCUGUGGAUACAGAUACUAAAACACAACAAAAUGGAUUAUGUCAUCUUAACUCACAGAAUCAAUCUGAAAGUGAACUUAAUGGAGAACUCCCCACGACGAUGCUCCCCAAUGAUGAGCAGCAGCUUCAGAAAACAAUAUAUGAAGCUGAUAUGGAUAUAACUGCAGGUGAAAUUAGCAAAAUUAUUACAAUUGAAACAGCUGCCAAAAAUAAAAGUAAUCAUAAAACUAAAACUUCUGGGAAAAAAGCUUUUAGAAAAGUGAAAGAUUCAAGCACUGAAAAGAAUAGAGAGAAGUCAAAAGUACAAUCAAAAACUAGUUCAUCUUUACACAGUGAAGCAAGGGAUAAAGUUACAGAGGAAAGCAGUUCUCUUACUUUGGCUGAUGGUAAAUCAGAAGAUCAGACACUCACUUUGGAGACUAAACAGCUUGAUCAGUUGAACACCUUGAAGAAUAUGUUUCAGAAAACUCAUGAGCAAAAUGUAGCAAACAUUUUACAGCAUCAUGACAAAAAUAACAAAGCAAGAAAAACCUAUGUUGUAAGUGAUGAAGAAAGAGUUUCUCUUUUCCCUCCCAUGUCAAAUAAAUCCUACCAGGACAACAAUUGUGGCAUGGGAUGUAGUUUCCAAACUUUUGAUAAAGGCAAAGACUUUAGAAAGACAUUUGUGGUAGAUAAUUCAAAGAAAGAUGCAUGCUUUCCAAGUCAAAAGGAUAAUGAAACUGUCCCUGGAAUAUUAGAAAACUUGGAAAAUGAGCUACAAACAGUUCUUGAUUGUACCGAAGGUAGCCAAAGCUCCUCUGAUUGUAGGACCCAAGAUUCAUUAGGUGUAGAAAAGCAGAUCACUUACGUGCAGCCUUCCAAACAAAGGACAACAAAUUUAAGCAGAAUGUCUUCAAAAUAUAGCAAGAAAGAGAGAACAUAUGAAUUAUUUUCUGAAAUUAACCAACUACAUGAAAAUAAUGAUGGAGUUGUGUACCACAAAGAGAGCCACGUGGAAGACCUUAAUUCAGAAACAAACAAAUCGGAAAAAAGCACUAAAUACCAAGUGAACAGCAUUAAAAAUGCAUCUUGUGUAGAAGUCAAUAAAAAAAUGGAAAAUUAUGAUCAAUGCUCAGAUCUUCAAAAACUAGAUAAAAAAUAUAGCAAGAAUUCAUUGGGCAAACCAAUGAGUUUAUUGAUAAAAUCUAAACCCAAAACCCUCAUGCAGGCAACAGAUCUCACUCAACAUUCUGUCCCCGUGGAAUCAGGUUCAAAAUACUUGAGAGAGCUGAAAAAUUAUCCUGAAAGUCAGAAUGACCAUCAGAAGGGUCAGACACAAAGUACAACUACAACUCUGAAUAAAAAAAAAUCUCUCAAUUCUUUCAUGAACGUGACUGCAGGAAAUGAAUUACAUGUUAAAGUAUCAAAUAAAAGAAGAGAAUCCAAAUCAAAAAAGAGCCGAAAGACUUAUGUAGUUGCUCCAAUUGAGCAAAAUGAAGUCAGGGAGAAAGUACCUGACACUAUUGAGGAAAGGUUAAGAUCAUGUGAUUCUGAGCAAGUUAAUCAGGAACAAAAUUUGGAAAAUGAGAAAACAGUCAAAGCAAAACCAAAUCAAUCCAUUUGUAAUCCAGUAAUGGAGUCCAGUUCUUGUCAUUUAAAGUCUUUAGCUCAGAUGGAUGAUUCAUUUAAUACAAGGCAGUUUUCUCCUUUUUCCACCUUGAAAGAGGAUUUAUUAAACUCUGGCAUUCCAAUUGCUAAGGAUCAGAAACUUUCAGACGAUGUUACUCUGAAGAAACCCAUCUUUCAAGUGGCUGACACUGAGCAAAAGCAUGCUUUCCACGAGAAAACAGAAGGGACAAUAUUUCUAGUUGACAGAAGAACAGAAACAACUGGAAAAGAUACCAAAGUACUACAGGAUUUGAGAAACAUUAGUUUUGUUUCUUCUCCUAAGUCUCAGAGUACAUCAUCUAAUGAUGUUUCUUCAAUUUUGCCAAUUAAAAGAAGGCGAGUUGCUGUAUGUUAUAAAGAACCAAGUCUUGUGAGAAAAUUGAGACGAAAAGAGGAAUUUACAAAUUCUGAUUGUGUGGAUACCAGACCUAAAAAGUCAAAAGGAAGAAAAAAAGAAAAUAAGGAAAACCCUCAAGAAAUAUUUUAAACAGCCACAUUCUUUUUUUUUGUUUUUUUGUUUUUUAACAUAGAAUGAUGCAUUUUCCAUUCUUAAGAUUAAGCAAAUGUAUAUAAAGUUAGCUGUUUUCUGAUUUUGCCAUUUAUGGUUUUGAUCAAGACAAUUCAUGAUAUAUAAUUUCAUGUUUUUGCUAUAAGUUUCUCUAAAUAAAGUCAGAUUAUUAUAUAAAUAU
Sarcophilus harrisii (Tasmanian devil) is the source of this 3461-nucleotide messenger RNA. RefSeq names its product shugoshin 2 (gene SGO2). The record is from RefSeq and is a predicted model, not a curated record. The transcript has 9 exons. The coding region runs from base 104 to 3259 and encodes 1051 amino acids. Gene Ontology annotation, cellular component: chromosome, centromeric region. NCBI's taxonomy places the organism in Eukaryota, Metazoa, Chordata, Mammalia, Dasyuromorphia, Dasyuridae.